Varroa destructor (honeybee mite) is the source of this 6948-nucleotide messenger RNA. Its product is annotated as semaphorin-2A-like. The record is from RefSeq and is a predicted model, not a curated record. NCBI's taxonomy places the organism in Eukaryota, Metazoa, Arthropoda, Arachnida, Mesostigmata, Varroidae. Gene Ontology annotation, biological process: positive regulation of cell migration; neural crest cell migration; axon guidance. Gene Ontology annotation, cellular component: plasma membrane. Gene Ontology annotation, molecular function: chemorepellent activity; semaphorin receptor binding.
GAGGUAUUUGAAUCAUAUCUGGAAGCGUAUAACGCAUCGUUUCCCACUUGAAAAUCUCCGGAUCUCAGUCCACGCCAUUGUUUCUUUCCUUGCGUCGGCACUACUUUUGUCGCAGCUGGUCCGUCUACGGGUGGAAAGAGCGGGCGUAAAACUGAGGGUCGCUGGCUAUCUAUUGAGUGUUUGCUUUGUAUGGACCUGGUGCGACUCGACGGUUACGGACGACUGGCUACCUAACUCCGCCAGACUCUGGUCGUGUAUUUGGUGAUGUACUGCUGACCAUCACUGUUAUUCCUGCUACGGCCCGCCUCAAUGAGGCCGUUUGUGGAGAGUCCCUUGCUACCCCAGAAAAAGGUGUAUUAUUAAUGCUGCAGUUUUAGCUCGUAGGCUGCACAGCCGAACGGUUUUUUUCGUCAAGACUAGUUCUUGAACGAAGAGAACGCGUCGGUGGUGCCUGCCAUAUAAAAAGAGGGGAAUCUAUCCCCUUCGGUGCCCCAGAUAAAGGCUAACGAACGUCGAAACAGUGCAAGCUACCCCGUUACUGAUUGUGCCUCGAAGUGAGUGGGAAACUGAGUGUUCGGAUAACGGUCGAAUUUUGGUUAGGGCAUUUCAUCUCAGCCGGCAGCUGUCGUGUUUGCAAAUCCGUCGAGUUAGACGGUGAAAGUUCUCGGACCGUGGAUGAUUAUCUGUUUAUGUAUAACGCUGCAGAUUAUGUGAGAAUAGGUGUGGGAGUGAAUUCGUGUGGGAAAGGUAUCACUGAAAUGCGUCUGUAAAGCAAAUCGUUCGAAGGCGAUAUAAGGCGUAAGGAGCAGGUCGACGCGGACAAUACUAACCGGAUCGAACGAUGGUUUCAUUACCUUCGUACGCGACGCUGUUGGGUGUGGCUGCCUUAGCAAUAGUCGGUUGUCGUGCUACCAAUCUCGUGUCAAAGGCCCACGUGCGUCUUUUCUCUUGCGGUAAACUCCAUUACCGUACCUUCUACCUUGACCACCGCCAUGAUGCCCUUUACGUGGGCGCUAUGGAUCGGGUCUUCAAGCUGCCAACCAAGGAUAUUAACCGAACGAGAUGUGACGUUGACUCGUUGGCCCUAAAUCCGCAUAACGUGCAAAGCUGCGUGUCGAAAGGAAAAAGCGAACAGUAUGAAUGCCGUAACCAUAUUAAGGUUAUCCAGCCAAUGGGUCGGGAUCGCCUUUAUGUGUGCGGUACAAAUGCGCAAAACCCGAAGGAUUGGGUAGUACAUGCCAACCUGAGUCAUGUCCAUGACACCAUCCCUGGAGUGGGCAGUGGAGUUGCCAAGUGUCCAUUCGAUCCCGACGACAACUCAACGGCUGUCUGGGUCGAAAAAGGCAAUCCUGGUGACUUGCCCGGUCUAUACUCUGGUACGGUGGCCGAGUUUACAAAGGCCGAUACCGUGAUCUUCAGGACAGAUCUCUACGAUCAAACGACCCGACAGAAGAAAUACCAUUUCAAGCGAACCAUUAAAUACGAUUCGAAAUGGUUAGAUCGGCCGAACUUUGUCGGCUCGUUCGACAUCGGCGAGUACGUGUACUUCUUCUUUAGAGAGAGCGCUGUCGAGUACAUUAAUUGCGGUAAAUCUGUUUAUUCCCGAGUGGCCCGCAUCUGCAAGAGGGACACCGGCGGUAAGAACAUUCUCAACAAGAACUGGGCCACUUAUUUGAAAGCACGCCUCAACUGCUCCAUUCCGGGCGACUAUCCCUUCUACUUCAACGAGAUCCAGUCGGUCUAUAAGAUUCCUGGAGAUGAUCGCAUGUUUUACGCAGUGUUCACCACACCAAUGAACGGGUUGUGUGGCUCCGCCGUCUGCGCUUUCUCGCUUGACUCGAUCAACGAAGUAUUCAACGGAAAAUUCAAAGAGCAAGAGACGUCAUCUUCAUCGUGGCUACCGGUGUUCUCCUCGAAAGUACCCGAGCCUCGACCCGGUUCAUGCGUUAACGACACGCAAACGUUACCCGAUUCUGUGCUGAACUUUAUUCGUGGACAUUCGUUGAUGGAUUCAGCUGUUAGUCAUGCUGGAGGACGACCUGUGUACCACCGGGCAAACGUCGUCUUCACCUCGUUAGCCGUUCAUCGCGAGGAGGUUGAUGGAGUUGAAUACACGAUCUAUUAUGCGGGCUCCCGUGAUGGUCGCGUGUUUAAGCUAGUCCAGGGCAACACGGGCAGCCAGCAGCCCUAUUCGGAGCUGGUUGACGUGAUGCGAGUUACUUCUCCUGAACCCGUCCGCUCGAUGGAGUUCUCCGCAAAGCAUCGGGCGCUGUUCGUUGCCUCUGACUCUGGCGUUAUUCAACUUGAAGUAGUGAUGUGCCGUACCCGCCAUAAGACUUGUAACCAGUGCGUCCGUGACCCAUAUUGCGGCUGGGACCCCGAACAACAGGAAUGCCGACCUUACUCAACCGGAUUCAUUCAGGACGUCGCUGGUCAAAUGCCAUCUGCAUGCGCAGCUUCGCUGAAGCGUCGUGAACUCCGUGCUUUCUGGGGCGAGACACUACAUUUAGCUACCUGCGUUGACCCCCAGAGGCAUCCCCAGGGGCAACCGCCGCAAUGGAGACACAAUGGAGUUGAAGUGGUGAUGGGACCUCGCAAGUUCCUCACAUGGGAUGGAGGACUGGUAAUCAUGGGCGCAAAUCAGCGUGACGUCGGUCGCUACGAACAGUUGCUGACACCAACAGGUGGACCAGUUUGCGCCCACAACGUGACCAUAGACACACAGACAUGUACCGCUCCAAAUGAGGGCGAGUAUCGAAAAAUCUACUCGGAUUGGUGCCACGAGAUGGAGCGAUACAAGACCGCACGCAAGAGCUGGGAACAAAAACAGCAAAAAUGCGCUAAUUCACCCCCGUUGCUAAACAACCCCAACGAUCUUUCGCUUAACUCGGUUUAGAAACAUCUGUUCUAAGUGGAGGAACACCUCGUAAAAAAAAUUUAUUCAACGCACCGACAAAAAAUAUGGGGAAGUCGCACUUAGUAGCGGUCAUUAGUCCAAGAGCUCAGUUCAAUCGUUGUUGAAGUUCGGGAGAUAUAACUUAAAAAAUAACAGUCGUUUAUCGAAGAAAAUUAGAACUACGAACUUCAAGUACUACAAAUAGGCAGAGUCCAGUUUAAGAGCUUACGUUAUCUGUACAAAAAACUUGCAUUCAGUCCUGACACGCGAUAUGCCAUUGGUGGACCGCGCGGACUGUUACUUCUAAUAUGGAAUAUACGCCAUAGACCAGCAAAUACGGACAAACUCUUAAAGGCGAAACCGGCGGCUUGCUUUCUAAUCUAUAGAGAAAAUCUGUUGAGGCUGGUAAACGCAGAAGGUCUGAACCUCUCAAAAAAGCGGCAUAGCUGCGCUCUUGAUAUAUAGAGGAAAAUGAGAGAAAGCAAUGAUUUGAUCUCGAACGAGGAAGGGGAGUAAGAUGACAAUGAGGUUAGGAUUCGAUGUCAAGUGGCACGACUAUGUAGCGCUUAUUUACGUACAAUAAUUGCUAGAGCAGUAAUAGAGUAUUAAAGAUGUUCAUGAUAAAAUUAAGCGGAUAGAAAAAUUGAGCGAAGUCUAUAACAACGACAAGCGUAAGCCCACAACAUGGAACACAAUUUUUCCAUUCAUAUAGAUGAGAGAACAGUAUAAAAGAACAUAGCUCUGAAAGACUGUUAUACGCGGGGAUACGGGAGCCGGUGAGCGCCUUUACCGGGAAACACCGAAUUUGUGAAAGGGCUAAAAAGAAGCAAUAAUGUGAUGACUAUUGGUAUUUCAAAUAUAUAGGACGACUGACUAAACGCAAACGCGUUUCCAGAUCAAGGAAAGAUUGACGUAAAUUGAAGGUAAUCAAGGUAAGCUAAGACGUCCCGUUGUACACAAUCGCAAUCCGAAAUGGUCGACAGAUUCGGCCUUUGACCAUUUAUCAGUUAUAUGUGCAGGUAGCGCAGGACCGCGGGGAAAACACAUCGACGGAGAUAGGUAUGGCGGACAAUUCAUACAACAAAUAGUGAGAAAAAUCUCAUUAAACAUCUCCAUAUUUAAUGUGCGUCGGCCCGCUUCUACAGCCUCUCGUCACCUCCCUUGUGACUUAUACGCAAGUCUAGAUAGUAAACUUUACUCAAUCAGUGUAGCAAACCAUUUAUAAUUACAUAAUUAUUAUAAUUACUAUGAUACUGUAUUAAUUAGGUGUUUUUUUUCUAGUUAGUAGCUUCGAGUUAGCGGAUGACGGAUGAGUAAGUCAGUGACAACGCGAGAGGUAUAAAGAGAGAACGCUCCAUCCCCCACUUGGACGGACUAUGGGAACGAUUCAAACGCGAUAUUAUAUGCUCUCUAAUAAUGUAAAGUAUUUGCAAAUAGAAAUGAAGAAAUACCCAAAAGCAACUCGCAUCCAUGACCUCGUAUAAGGUAUGACACUAACAAAUAUACAACAACAGCACAAGAGUCGAUUGAUAAUUUACUGAUUCUAUGAUCCUUAUCUUAUCUACGGUUUGGUCGAUUAAUUAUAAGUGCAACUGAAACCACGAUUAUACGAUUUCAAACAGCUAUUACUGUUCGCCAUAGAACCACUACAACGUUAGUAGGAUAAGUAAACUGUAGGCCAGAUGUAAUUAUACAUAUGAGUAUAUAUAUAUAUGUACGCCAUGAUUAUACAUGCAAAAAGCCUUAGCAAAGCUGACAAGUGAACCCCAUUCGUUACUUGUGGACGAUCCUUGUACGAACCCAAUAGUUUUCACGGAGCAAACAAUUUUGUAACAGCUGGCGUGAUUGCCUUUGCACGGUUAACUAAGUAGAUAUAAGCGCGAAACCUUAUCUCCUGCCUGAGCAAACUUUUCCGGUAUUGUUUUUCUGUUUACGUUUAUUCGCCUUUAUUCUCAGUAUGGAACAAAUAGCUUGCUAUAGAUCAACAAUCUACACCGCUUCAUACUUUAUCACUGACAAACUUUCAGGAUAUCUCUACUGAGUGGCAGGCACUAUCCCAGACAAGUGUAUUUGAUAAAAACAAUUACUCUAAUGAUCUCUAAUAACUUUUUGUAUUUUGUUGCACUCUGUAACGUGCGCGCUUUGUAUUUAGUGUCGGCCUUUUGCUAAACCCGUAAAGAACGUGAAACACUCUGAAAAAACGUAUUCCCAUUAUAUAAGUUCGCAAGUACAAACAAACGAAUGCAUAUACAGAAAAACACACAUACAUAUUGAGACAGUUGUAUGCACCGCUUUUUUUUUUUUGUAUGCUGUGUUUCCAAAUAAACCUGAAAAAUAAAACUCCUUGAACACUUUUAUACCCCGAAACGUUGUUGAUAAUAGUUAUUAUUAUUUUUAGCGUAGCCGAAGCUGACAUUUAUUAGGGCUGAACCUGCAAGUCAAUGUACGAGUGAAAUACGUUUGUCAGAAGCCUAACAGUUUUUUUUAUUAGAAUGCUAUUAAGCUACUGAUUAGAUUCACCAUCAAGUCCAGAAGUCGAUUAGAAGUACUAGGUUUAAUUGUUGAUGGUUUGUGACAUUUUCGAUUGGGAACUUUUUGUAGGAACUCUGGUAACAAAAGAUUGAAGUAGCGACCUUUUAACGUUAUAACCAGACAAUAAGCGGGCUGUAAAGUUGUCAACGCUAUGUUUGUGUGUAGUCUUUUACAGUACAUAUCGAAUAUAUUUUAAUUAUGCAUAUUUAUUACUAUAAAAUUUUAUCCUAGGUUAAGUUAGCUAACUUGCGUGAAUACUUCCGUAUCAGCAGGUACGGAGGUAUUUGCGCAAGGAAGACAGUUGUCCUAUUUCAAAUGCAGGCAGCAUCGUAAUAGGUUGCUCAGUGAAAACUGAUACUAUAUUAUCAGCUUUACGAUACACAACAAAUGUACAUCGUAUUCUUCGCCAUUACCGUCCUUGUAGAUUUAGUACGGCGAAAUUUUCCUCCAACGAGGUAUCAAGCUUCAUGCGAUGAUAAACGUCACUAAAUAUAAAAUUGAUGUCUCCUUACCACACAAAUGCAACUUACCCUUUCCACUACUUUGGACACCUACGGAAUAGUAGUAUUACUCAUAAUACCAAACGAAAUUAUUUUUACCAUGAUUUAAACUUUUAAAAUGUCGACGGUGACACGAAGCUCUAUUAGAGUAUAUUGUCAUUAAAUCUAUGCAUAUAAUGAGUCGUAUGAAAUUUAUGGACUGAUCAGUAUUUACACCGUCUUCAGUAAUCGAAUAAGCCAAUACUCAGAACAACUUUUUGGCCGUUUACUUGUUCAAUCAUUGCAGACCUUCUCUGCGCCGUCGUUGUAAAAACUUUUUGGACUUUCAAACAAUCAGGCCUAAUUAAUAGCUAAUUCGUUGAUACUUGUUUUGAUUUUGUAUUUUCAAGAUUUUCAUUGACUUGCGCCCAGUCAUAACAAAGGGUGGCUCGCAUUCUGGUGUUUAUCUUAAAGGCGUUACAAGCUGAAUCUAAUUUAUGGGCAAGAAUGCUAAAAAAAAUUGACGGACAUCAAGGAAGCAAAGAAAAACAUGCUCCUUGAGAGCCUUUACCGUUCGUACAAUGAACUGGUAUCUAUCUUUCAACAUUACAUGCGCACGCAUGUACAGAACAACGUUUAAUUGGUACCGUAUUAAUUCUAGUCUCACAAAAACAUAUAAAGAAUAGUAAGAUCAUGACACGCUUGCGUUGUAUUCAGUUAGUGUGGUCGAUCUAAAUUUAUUAAGUAAUUCCAGUGAUUCAACCAAUAGCCAUUUAAUAGCAAGCGACCAUUUGGCUGGUUCCAUAUUUAUCAGGUAGGUAUUCAUAUCACAGUUUUACGCAGUUUGCUUCUUCGUCUUGUUUGCUGACAGUAUUGUUGUUGUUCUUAUUGCUGAUCUCAUCUUCCUCGUUGCUUCCAUCGUCACCCUCAUUUAGGACGUACACCCGCGAGAUCUUUACGAAGCCAAAAGGCAAGUACAACAAUCCUUGUACUAAUGUUUUUUUAUACUCCUCCAAAGAGCAUCAGCCAGCGCACCGGUUG